AUGAAAGUUUUAGUAUCUUUGGGUUUAGCUGUAGGGCUAGCAAAUGCUAUCGUAGUACCAGAAUUUAUUCAACAAGUUUUUAGAUUAGAAGAUGAUUAUUUGUCCUCUCAAUUGGAAGAGUUGACUACUGCUGCAUCUGAAUCCAAUGAACCUUCUUUUAAGAAUUGGUUACCACAUUUGCCUUAUUUUUUCAAACCAACCGUUGACAGUCAAAAAUUACAAGAUGCAAUUACUGUUGAAGAACUAAACGCAACUGCUUGGGAUCUUUACAGAAUUGCUGAAAGUUCAAACAAAACUUUUGGUCAUCCAACUCGUGUCAUUGGUUCCAAAGGCCAUCGUAAAACUAUCAAGUUCCUUUUGGAUGCUUUUGAUGAGAUGAAAGAUUAUUACGAAGUUUCACUACAAUCUUUUAAGACUGCUAUGGGCAAGGUCAAUUCUUUUGAAUUAGUUGACCCUUCUACUGGGGAAGUUUUCCAAAACGUUACAGCCUUCGAUUUAACUCCACCUGUUGAUAAAUUUGAAGGUAGAGUUAUCCCAAUUUUAAAUAUGGGUUGUGAAAAAUCUGAUUUUGAACUUACUUUUGAAUCCAUGGAAGAUGAUCAUCAAUAUGCUAAAGAUGGAAAAAAACAUAUGAAAAAGAGUAAAAAGAAAUGUAAAGGUCAUAAAGGUCACAAAUCUGGCAAAUCUGGUAAAUCUGGUAAAGGUGAAAAAAGAAUUGCUUUAGUUCAAAGAGGUAUAUGUCCUUUCUCUGUCAAGAGUCAAUUGGCAGGUAAAUUCGGUUUCGAUGCAGUCAUCAUUUAUGACAAUGAAAAGAAAACCUCAGGUGGAUUACGUGGGACUUUGGGAACUCCAAAUAAGAAUUCAAUUGCAACUGUUGGUGUCACUAAUGAAGUUGGUAGAACGAUCUUGGAUAGCGUUCAAAAUAAUCCAAAAUAUUCUUUAUCUUUAUAUGUUGAUGCAUAUGUCAAAAACAUCAAGGUUAACAAUGUAAUUGCUGAUACUAUUCAUGGUGAUCCUGAAAAUAUUGUAGGUUUAGGUGCACACUCCGAUUCUGUUGAAGAAGGACCUGGUAUUAACGAUGACGGUUCCGGUUUGAUUUCUCUUCUAACAGUCGCCAAACAUCUUUCUCAUUAUAAAGUUAAUAAUAAAGUUCGUUUUGCAUGGUGGGCUGCUGAAGAAGAAGGUUUAGUUGGUUCAAACUAUUAUGCCAACUCUUUAAGCCCAGCUGAAAAUCAAAAAUUGAGAGUCUUCAUGGAUUACGACAUGAUGGCAUCACCAAACUACGAAUAUGAAGUUUACGAUUCUAAUAAUAAAGACCAUCCGAAAGGUUCUGAAGAAUUAAAGAACUUAUACAUUGAUUAUUAUAAAUCUAGAGGCUUGAAUUAUACCUUAAUCCCAUUUGACGGUAGAUCUGAUUACGUCGGUUUUAUCGAAAAUGGUAUUCCAGCUGGUGGUAUUGCUGCCGGUGCUGAAAAGGAUAAUGUGUUUAAUGGUGGUGUCCUUGAUAAAUGUUAUCAUUUAUUGUGUGAUGAUGUCUCUAACUUGUCCAUGGAAGCGUUUAUGGUCAACACACAAUUAAUUGCCCAUUCUGUUGCUACUUAUGCUAAAUCAUUUGAGGGUUUCCCAGAACGUCAAACCAAUGCUACAUUAAACAAUGUUGCUAAUGAAAGUCUAUUAAUGAAAUAUAAUGAACAUUGGAUGAAUAUGUAA
Molecule: messenger RNA, 1710 nt
Organism: Vanderwaltozyma polyspora DSM 70294
Lineage: Eukaryota; Fungi; Ascomycota; Saccharomycetes; Saccharomycetales; Saccharomycetaceae
Gene: APE3
Product: aminopeptidase Y
Exons: 1
Coding region: 1-1710 (569 amino acids)
Biological process (GO): proteolysis
Molecular function (GO): metalloexopeptidase activity
Source: RefSeq, a predicted model, not a curated record